AUGUAUCGUCUCUUUAUUAGUUUUGCUGUACUAGGAGUUGUUGUGUCAACUCCAACACUAAAAGCAAAAGAAGAUGCUCGUAUAGUAGGAGGAGAUGAUAUUGAUAUCACAGAUGCACCCUAUCAAGUUUCACUGGUUAAUAGAGGUAGCCAUUCUUGCGGAGGAACCAUAGUCUCCAGCGAUAUUGUUAUAACAGCUGCACAUUGCGUUAUGGGAUCCAACCCGGCAAACUAUCAAAUCCGAGCUGGGUCUUCAUUCAGUGGACACGGUGGUGAACUAUAUCCUGUAGGUGAUUUAUUAGCACAUCCCGACUUCAGUUACUCAAAAAUGGAUAACGAUAUAGCCGUUAUUUGGAUGGCCAAACCGUUUGAAUUCAACGAAAAAAUUGCUGCAAUUGAUAUGUAUGAAUUAGGGAAUGAAAUAGAUGAUGGAGAUGAUACUACAGUGACUGGUUGGGGGAAUACAAGGGAAGGAGGUGGCUUCCCUUCAACUCUUCAAAGAGUUAUGGUACCAAAAGUGAGUGAACAGAUGUGCAAUAAAGCAUAUGCACCGAUAUACACUAUCACUCCAAGGAUGCUUUGCGCUGGAUCACCUACAGGUGGAAAAGAUGCUUGCCAGGGAGAUAGUGGUGGUCCAUUAGUUCACAACAACAAACUUGCUGGCGUAGUAUCAUGGGGUCUUGGCUGCGCUAGGCCACAAUACCCUGGUAUAUAUGCAAAAAUAUCCACUUUGAGAACAUGGAUUGACGAGCACAUCCUAUAUUUAAGAAUGAAGAAUGUCCUGAGAGCAUUGCCUUGA
Messenger RNA from Diatraea saccharalis (sugarcane borer), 798 nucleotides. The record is from the annotation of a GenBank genome assembly. NCBI's taxonomy places the organism in Eukaryota, Metazoa, Arthropoda, Insecta, Lepidoptera, Crambidae.